AUAUAGAUAUGCUUAAUCGUGCAAUUAACAUAGGUUUUCGUAAAGCUUUGCCUCAAUAUAGAUUUUCAUCUAGAAGUAAAGUGAUAAUAGAUAUGAAAUAGAUGGGCCUUAUAAUCCAAAUAGAUAUAGACAUUAUUUGAAUCCAAACUUUUUCUAAUCAAAUAAAGAAAUAGCAGAUAUAGCUAAAUCAUAAUAAGUACCACUUCCAGGUAUAUAUAUAUAAAUUGAUUAUGGAAAGUGCGUAAUGUCAGACAUGUAAAUCCAGUGAGAUAAUCAGGUCCUUUACCUCCAUAUGAUGGUCCAUAUACGUAUUUAAUAGUUAAUAUUAUUAUAUAGUAUGGAAGAUGUCAGAGCUGUAUGGUAGAAUACUUCAAUUGGUAGAUAAGGAACAUGGAGUUGUUAAAUGGAUCCAGAUGAAAUAAUGAGAAGAGUGCCAGGUAAUUAGAUAUAUAUAUAUAAAAUGAUUAGGCAUUACUAGAAGAGAAGUUGAAAAGAUCUUGAAUAUGGGUUUAACACCAUAAGAAUAAGUUGAUUUUGCAUAUCUAGUUUAUAAUUGUGGUUUUGAUGUUGAUUAUGUUCCAAACAGUGUUUAUGUUGCAAGAUAAGUUGUGACAAAUUCUAAAGGAGAGAAAGUUGAAAUCCUUUGGAAUGUUUAAGUUUUAGAAGAUUUAGCUAAAUUACCUGUUGGAUUUGCACCUGUAAGGGAAUUGAUAGAUUAUCAUUGGGAAAUAUUCUUAUGGUCAGAUCCUAUGAUUAAACCAACAGGUGAUUUAGAUUUAGGUGUACCUAACACAUGGUUUGAAUAUGAAUGCGAAUGUAUUUAGAAAUAUUAAUUUUGUUUAGGGGGAGGUGAAAUGGUUGGUAUUGAAGAUUAAUUUAAUAUUCCUGAAAGUGAUAGAGUUUUUCCAUCACCUAGAAAUCCUAAUUGUAGAAAAGAAUUAUGGAAAUCUUAGGAUGAUAUCUAAGAAUAAUUAGAAAUGGAAGGUUUAUAUUAUUUAUACUUUUAUUUCUAGAUGAAAAUUGGUAUCCUAAAGGAACAUCUUACAACAUUUAUUAAUAAGCUGACUAUAAAAAAGUAACUAAAUCAGACAGCACGUUCUAAGAAAAAAUAUGAUAAUUUAAGCAUAU
Molecule: messenger RNA, 1128 nt
Organism: Paramecium sonneborni
Lineage: Eukaryota; Ciliophora; Oligohymenophorea; Peniculida; Parameciidae
Source: the annotation of a GenBank genome assembly